Didymella exigua CBS 183.55 is the source of this 3585-nucleotide messenger RNA. RefSeq lists its product as uncharacterized. Lineage: Eukaryota; Fungi; Ascomycota; Dothideomycetes; Pleosporales; Didymellaceae. The record is from RefSeq and is a predicted model, not a curated record. Gene Ontology annotation, cellular component: intracellular membrane-bounded organelle; cytosol; membrane. Gene Ontology annotation, molecular function: calcium ion binding; zinc ion binding. The transcript has a single exon. The coding region runs from base 404 to 3511 and encodes 1035 amino acids.
CAGCAGUAUUCCUGAUCAGCGACGCCAGCUCGUUCAUGACAGGGUCUGAUCUGAGGAUAGAUGGCGGUCACUCUGCGUGGUAAUUACGCGAGAGCAUUGUAAGAACACGACAUAUAACUUAUUCAACGGUGCAAAGGUGUUGUCUAGAGGAGGUGUGAUUGCGCCAAUGAGGGUCAGAGGAAGUCCGGCUUGGCGGGUCUCACCAAGAAGCAGCAACCCGCAGCUCAGCGUUUGAACAUCUGCACGCGCAUACCAAAGCCGGACAUGCCAAACAAGUAGUCGCGGUGCUGAAGCACGUGCGCUCAUAUCUCAGCACCGCUUGCUGCUCAGCCAUCUGUUGUUGUGUUGACACAAAACUGAUCCUGAUUGAAGCGUGACGUGCCUGCAAGCUCCACUGCCUCCAAUGUCGAGCUCGACACCAACCGCCGUCACCCGCUAUCGCCCUGCCAUACUCGUGCUCACCGGGGCGGCAGCCGCAUAUGCUGUCUAUCUUGUGUAUGGCAGCCUCCAGGUUGCGCCCAGCGAGAGUCUUCACCGCAGCAAUGCCAUUCGGCGAGGCAAUCCACAACGGCGAUUGUCACGAACAACGCGUAUAAUCUCACGUCUUGAGAGCGAGGUAGACAACUUGGGUGACCACACCGUCCUUGGGCUCGUGGUACCACUCGAUCCGCAAAACCUCAUCAGCCCAGAUGAGCUCCGCGAACUGCUUGUGCCCAUGGUCCCGGACGCCAGUGCAGACACCAUCGAGGUCGAGACGGCACGGCUGUACGACAUAUUCCUCGAUCGACUGCUAGACUCAGCCUUUUCGAAUCGGCCACUCGCCCCUGUCGAAAUCGAAGCUGUCACGAGAUGGGUCGGCGCCCGGCUGCCGACCAUAGCCACCAUCGCUCGUGCUGUAGAGAGAAGGACACAACGGCUAAAUGACGCCAGAUUUGAAGAUGGAGACGGAUCUGAGAGCGUUGCGGGCACGGAUAUAUCGUUCAUGAGUGACGACGACACAGACGGUGAGGGCAUCGAUCCUGAAGGGCAGACACUCCAACGUACGCUGUAUCACAUUGCAGAAGAGCGUGCAAGGCAAGAAGGAGUCAUACACCGAGGCAUCACAUGCAAUGGCUGCGACGAGAAGCCCAUACGCGGCAUCAGAUGGCAUUGUGCCAACUGCGUCGACUUUGACUUAUGCUCCUCGUGCGAAGCCACCAACUCUCACACCAGAACCCAUGUCUUCUACAAGAUACGGGUGCCAGCUCCAUACUUGUCCCUACACAAACAAGAACCGCUGUAUCCCGGCAAGCCACACAUGAUGCAUCACUCGGUCAACUCAGCGCUGAAGAGGCGUUUAGCCUCAGAGACCAAGAUGGAGGUCGAGGAGAUUGAGGCGCUGUGGGACCAAUUUACCUGCCUUGCGAGCACCGAAUGGAGAGAUGACCCCAGCAAGGUUGGCUGGGCUCUUGAUCGAAGAGCCUUCAACCAUGCUUUUGUGCCUCGAUAUAACGGCUUUAUUUCUGCGCCAAAUCUCAUCUACGACCGCAUCUUCCAGUACUAUGACAGCGACAAGAACGGCCUCAUUGGAUUUGUAGAAUGGAUCAAAGGCAUUGACGGCAUGCAUUCCACUGACAUGAAAGUCAAGGCCAGGAUCAUCUUUAACGGUUAUGAUAUCGAUGGUGACGGCUACAUCUCGCGUCGAGACGUGCUGCGAGUAUUCCGAGCUUACUACGCGAUCGAGAAGGAGGCGACCCGUAAUUUUGUUGCUGAGUUGACAGAAGAGCUGUCCGUGCAUAACAGUAUGGAUACCGUACGAUCGAGCCAACCUCUAGGCUCGGCUUUCCCUCCCAAUAGCCUUUCAACCACGAAUCAAUUGCACGAUAGCAUCGCGCAAAAACAGAACGGAACAUUCGACGAGGCGUCCCCUAUCAUCCUUGAUUCAAAUUUCGAGUCUGCGAGCCGCGAGGAGGUCAUCAGGGCCAACGAAACUAGUCAGAUACUUAUGAGCUCACCUCAAAAGGAGGCCGGGAAGCGCGUGGUGCGGGAAGCUUGGGCAAGGCGCGAGUUCACCCUGGACGAAGAGGAGGGUAUGACAAGGCCUAUCGAUGCAGACGUCACAGACAACGAAGAGGAGACGAAAGCCCGUCACACAGAUCCUGUCGCUACUGAACCUGAGACGGAACGCACUGUGUCCCGCCGAUCGUCAAGAGUGCAUUUCCAGGACGAGGUCAACCAUAAAGAUUGGCCUAGCAACUCAGCCUCAAAGAAGCCGGUCAAUGAGCAAUGGGGCGGGUAUGAAAUCCCGGAACUUCAACAAGACCUCGGGAAGGAAGUCCUGUAUCAAAUCACGCAGCAAGCUUUCAACGAGCUGCUCGACCCGCUCUUCCGCGUUCGAGAAGAUAUGGCAUUGGAUGCUCGUAGUCUGCGUAACGAGCGACGCAAACACGCCGAUGUUAUUGACGCACUGCUGGAAGAAGAGAAAGGCUGGGGAACGUGCAAUGCACUCAUCUUCCGUACUGGUAUCUUCCGAUUUGCCAAGACUAUCGUCGAUGUGUUUGUUCAUCAUUUAAACAAAAGUGCUUUACAAGCUUUGAAGAGAUACUCGUACAGGGAUGAUCCGGAGCUAUAUGCUGCCAUGAUCCGUAAGGCUAUCACAGCCGCUGAGGCCCUGGUCCUGAGAGAUCUAAAGGCCCGCUGCGAUGGCAUGCCUUCUAAUGGCAUUGCUGAUUCAAAUGCCGAGCUUAUGAGAGCGCAGCUUUAUCAAGAGCUUACAACGGCAGCAGUCUGGUUACUCAAUCCGUCAGAUUAUAUUACACCAGAGAAGGCUACGCCCGCAGAACAGGAAACGACGUUGAAGGAGACAGGUCGCGAUCCUACCAUGCCACAGUUCCGUCCCAACUCCAUGGUCGACUCGGAAGCUAACGGACAUGAAGAACUUGCAGGGAGUUCCCAACAUUCUACGACCGCAUCAGAGCUCGGUCAGAGCUCGGUAGGCUUCAUGGAUGAUGCUGGACGACUCCACGUCGGCGAGGACGGUCCCUUCUUCGUCUACGUCAGCCACCCUGAAUCAGGCGCAAGUGACGAUGAUGAUCUAUCGCCAGCGUCCGACCAAGGUGCCCCAUCUUCGCUUUCUCGCCCUAUCGAUCCCCUCGAAACCCUCUCUUCAGAGAUUGCAGUCCCCCAAGUCUACACCAACACCCCCUGGCUCCAGAUCCUCGCCCUUGUCACCUCUCCUCAGGGCAGACAGACCGUGCACGCCGGCCGCCGACACAUCGUGCACACGACAAAUCCGUACGCCAUCAACCCCGAACCAGACCAAACAGCUGCUCUGAUCGCAAAUCUGCGCCGCAGCGCGAAGAAUCCUGAGUCUCACUUGUACACCCGCUUGCUGGCGAGCUGUGAAGCGGUAGAGCAGGAAAGUCGCAGACGGAAGAACGAUGGGCUGCUGAGCUUUGAGGAGUUUGAGGAAGUGUUUAAGCAUGGCAGAUUGAGGUUUUUGGAGAGCUGGAUGGAUUGGGUGAGUCUGUAAUAGGUCACGAAUGUGCAGCUACGAAUUGAGAGGGGGGGGGGUAAAGAUCCAUGCUGCCAGAUCUUACUAACGAG